AUGACCUCGAUCUUGAACGUGCGUCUCCAUCUCAUUGUCAUCUUUGUCGAUCUUUGGUCGCUCCCAAGCAACGUCGCGGCUAAACUUUUCACAGGCUGGGAGGUGGCGAGUUUGGAAGGCGGGUCAAUCUUUUCUUAUGCAGCGUCCGAAGUCCUCUAUCAAGGAACAGCUCAGCACGCAGCACAUUUCUACCCGCCAGCUGGUGGUCGCGGUGGUCCAGGUCCACGAGGAGACUUCCCUGUUGGGCAUCAGAACGGCGUCGUACCAGCACCAAAUCGCGGAAUUCAGCAACCCACUCGAUUUGGCCAACCCAGAAACGCCGCGGUCCGACCCCGACAACAAAUCCCACAACGUUUUGCAAACAGAUCAGCGGCAGAGCUUCGAGCGGCGAACGGUCUAGCACCGAAUGGCGAGUACAAGCUCCUCUCUCCGACCUGGAAAACCCUGGUGACCAUGGCGUUGAGAAUUGAUAGAGCGGCUCAACCCCAACCGAAGCAGGUGUUGAGACUGAUCAUGCGUGAGACCGAGACAUUCAUCAGAGAACCUGUCAUUCACGACCAGGCCAUUUUCAUCUGGGGCAAGGUUGAGCAGGUGACAGAGGCUAAGGACCAAUUGGCUAAAUGGGAACAAGAUGUGCGUGACUCAGCUACAGCGGCAAGAACCGCGGCCUGGCACAAAGAAAAAGCACACGACGGCCGAGCCGAGCACCGUGAGGAGCGGGAGAACAGAGAGAAAUAUCUCAAGAACCUCAGGCAGGAAGCGGAAAUCAAGUACCCGGUCGAAGUCGUCUUGCUCUGGCCGAGAGAGCUGGACAUUGGCGAAUUUGAGAGCACGAACACUGAAGCCAUCGAUCAGUUCAGAAGCCAGUUCAGUUGCCGAAUCAGCUUCCCGGGUUCCAACAUUGAGCACACCAGUGUCGAGCACAUCACAAUUGCGGCAGAGUCCCCCGUCGACGCUGCUUCUCUCAAGGAGAGAAUGAUCAAUUUGAUCAAGGAGACGAUUUCCCGCAGAGACCAGCUAUCCACCGCCAACAUGGUCCAUAUUCCCGACUUUGACAUCUACCGAGACAGAGUGGGCCUCCUAGAUCUCGAUCCCAAAAGUGGAAGCUACCUACCUACUCUGCACGGCAAACCUGCAGCGGACAAAGGACAGUUAAGCAAGGACCGCCGGCAGGUCCAGGUCAACAAUCACAAAAAGAUUAAGAAAACCAUUGACACAGCCAUCAAGAGGCUCCGAGUGUCUCAACAGCAUACCCGAAUGAGGUUCGUCUUUGGCGAACUGGGAUUCGUGUUUUUUCAAAAACCAGCCGCCGGCGCCGAGACGUACAGCUUUGAGGAUUUCUACACCAUGGUGACCAAAGAGCGCAUCAAGUUGACGCUGAACGGCCUCCCCAUCCGCCAAGGCGAGGUAACUGACCUGCCAGACGUCCUCGAGCAAAUGGAUGCCUUCUCCGACCCUACUGAAUAUUACGCCGCAUUCUUCGACUUCCCCGGUACGACCAGCAGUUCGACUCUUCGGCUCGAGACCGUCUUCACCCCGAUGGGCGCGGACGAAACCGAGAACCGCGAGAAGCGCUGGGUGGAAAUCAGCGACGCAGUCUCCAAACUACAAGCCAGCCAUCUGAACUUUGACCGACCAGAUUACCAAGUCACGAUUGAUGCCUUCCCUCUUGGGAUCGAUCAGCUCCGAAAGGCUCAGAUCCAAGCCUUUCAGGCAAACAUAACCAUGGAACGACCCCCAGACGGCAUCAAGUCCACGCCACGUCGCCGUGUCAAGCAUCCCCAGGAGCGAGGCUUACAGUUUGUCUCGGAGCUCACCUUGCUGAAAUACCGUUUCAAGAACACCGACGGGGUCUUCGAGUUGCGUCGUAAAGACACCUACGACUUACGCCCUGGUAAGGAGAAUAACAGUCCUUUCGAGACGCGUUGGCACGCUCUUUACUACUAUCCUGAGUGGGACAACCUGAUGGGCGAGUUUGCCAACAUCCGACCCGGCGAGGACGUCAAGUGGGCUAAGUCGGUCGCAACCUUCUUCCCCGAGAGCGGUGAUCAGUGGACAGCCCUGCCUAUGGGGUUCAAAAACUUUAUGAACGAGGUCGAGGAGAUCCAGAACCUGUUGUCCGAGGCGAUUAGCCGUCUCGCCAAUAGAAAGGGACCGGGAAGGGCGACUGAGCAUGGGCAUACAAAUGGCGCUUGA
Molecule: messenger RNA, 2196 nt
Organism: Cladophialophora yegresii CBS 114405
Lineage: Eukaryota; Fungi; Ascomycota; Eurotiomycetes; Chaetothyriales; Herpotrichiellaceae
Exons: 1
Coding region: 1-2196 (731 amino acids)
Source: RefSeq, a predicted model, not a curated record